AUGACGGCAGAGAAACUGUUGAACUCAUCCAAUAAAACUAUAACAUCUUCAUCAUCGACGACAACCACAGCAACAAAAAGUUUAUUAUCAAUAACAACAGCAAAACCGAAAAAGUCUUCUUCAUUGACUAAAAGUAAACAGAAAGCAAUGAAAAAGGCUAUAUUGGGACCAAAGAAACCUAAAGUUCAGCACAAAAGAAGCAAAAAUACUGAUUUGAAAGCUAAAAGUGCCAAACAAUUGAUUGACAAUUCAUCGAAACCCACCAUUAAGUUUGCCAAUGGAUUAAGUGCUCAACAAAGAGAUAAAACAGUGGAGAUAGUGAUGGAUAUAUUGGAGACGACAAACACGAGUCAAGACUCAGCUGAUUGUAUUCGACAAGAAUUGGAGAAAGAGUUAGGCUUAAGAAGUAAUGUCAUACUUUCAUCGACACCUUUCAUGGAACAGUCGUUUAUCAAUAAUCCCGGUUCUGUGGCCAUGCAGUUGGCAGUCAAUGGUCUCAAUAAUAAUGAUGUACUCAUCUCACUGUUUGGACAAAUGGGUAGAAGUAGUGGUAGUAGUAGUAGUAGUAGUAUCGGUAGCAUUAUUAGCAAUGAGUUUACCGAGAGAUCAAACAAUUUGAUGAAAACCGCACAGAAGUUAUCUCCAAAAAUAAUUGACUCAUUAAUGAGUACUGAUAUGAAACAAGAGAUUCAAAAGCUGUCGACAAGAGUUGUGAGGAAUGCAAAGACUAUCCAUGAAUUAAGCGAUCAAUUGAGUGAAGUUAUUAAUGACAAGUUUGGUCCGCAUUGGCAUACAGUGGUCGGACAUAAACAGAUGAUGUCAGUCGACAAUCAUCGCAAGACAUCAGUGUUUUACAUUAAUAUGGACUUUGGAGACCUAAGAGUAUCGGUAUUCAAAUAA
Messenger RNA from Oppia nitens, 900 nucleotides. RefSeq lists its product as uncharacterized. The transcript is spliced from 2 exons. Gene Ontology annotation, biological process: microtubule-based process. The record is from RefSeq and is a predicted model, not a curated record. NCBI's taxonomy places the organism in Eukaryota, Metazoa, Arthropoda, Arachnida, Sarcoptiformes, Oppiidae. The coding region runs from base 1 to 900 and encodes 299 amino acids. Gene Ontology annotation, cellular component: dynein complex.